GAUGAGGAACCAGCUGGGGGGUCACGUGACGCUCCGGCCGCCGUCCCGCGCUCUCCCAGUGCAAGUCCAGAAGAAGUCUUCUCCUGGGAGACUCCAGUGGCCACCGCAGAGCUUGGUGAGGAGGCUUCUCCUGCUGUGAGUUCUCCGGCGUCGGCGUCCAAUCAGAUUUCUGCGUCCUGAAGAUGUCGUAUGGCUCUGUGGAUGGGAGCGGAUUUGGAAAAAGAAACCCCUUUGGCGGACCCUCGACACAAGGAUACCAGCCCCUAGCCGCCCAGAUCGACACGAACGAGCUCCACGAACUCUUCCAGCUGACUUCAGGGGAUGUGUUCCGGAUAAACAGUAAUGUACAGUCUUUGGAGAGAAUCCUUCGCUCCCUGGGGACUCCUAGCGACUCGCAGGAACUGAGAGAUCGCCUCCAUUUCACGCAGCAGGAGACCAACAACUUUGUCGUGUCCAGCACCAAAUCUCUCCGCCAUCUGUCAGAGGCCGUGCGGGGAUCACCCCGGCAAGACCGGCUUCAGCUGGACCGAAUAAAGAGCCAAUUAUCAGAUGCUAUUCAGCGCUAUGGGACUGUCCAAACGAAAAUAGCAGAAAAGUCAAAAUCACUGCUGGCCGGCGGACAGAAAACCCCAAAACAAAGUCCCCACACGCCCUUCUCAGAUAUGGCGGACGACGAGAAGAUAUUCAACGGGGGGGACGAGGUUUGGCAGAACCAAAGCCAAAGUGUUUCCGAGAUCAACGAGGAGGAUCUGGACGGCAUUCGUCAAAAGGAGGAGGCUGUGAAACAGAUUGAGAGCGACAUGAUUGAUGUGAACCAGAUAGUGAAGGACUUGUCAUCCAUCGUCUACGACCAAGGAGAUUCUAUAGACAGCAUUGAAGCCAACAUCGAGAGCGCGUCUUCCAACAUAGAAUCUGCAAACCGCCAGCUGGCCAGGGCUGGCCAGCACCAAAGGCGCAACCUUAGAAUGGCGUGUGCACCCAGAAAGAGGAAGGAGAAGUUUUCUCCUCUUGAACUUGAGAUUUUGGUGGCCGAGGUGACCAAGCAUCACUCGAAGCUGUACGGAAGCGAGCGGGUCAACCUGAGCCAGCCGGCAAGAGAGAGGAUCUGGUUAGAAAUAGCCAAGAAGAUUAACGCCGUAGCACGGUCCCCAAGAACCACCAGAGAUCUGAGGAGGCGGUGGGACGACAUGAAAAGACGUACCAAGGAGAAGCUGGCCAUCAUAAAGCGAACGGUGGUGAGCACCGGCAGCGUGAGCCGGAAAUGUAACUCGGUCUUACAGAACGAUAUAAACAAUGAAAUGUAUCACGGCUUUGACGAGGACGAAGACGAGCACGAUGACAUUGAUGUGGAGGUUGAUACCCCUCACAUAGCUCUGGAGCUCCAGUCAGAUGAGGAGGAAAAUGGUCCCGGUUGCACUUGGGUCCCCCUAAAAACAAUAGAAAUGCCCAUAUCCACUGAGCAAGACAUGUCGGAUCAUCACCGUGUGAUCAUUCAGACAUCUGCCUCUUCUCCGUCACCUCCGUCCUCUCCUCAAACCCACCUGAAGUCCACGUACGUCAGGCGGCUGUCGCAAACCCCUCCGCACCCUAGGAGGAAACACGAGGUUUCUGACUUUGAAAAACAAUUAAUGGAGAGCCAGAUGCAGCAGAAUACUCUCCUAUCGUCCUGGUAUCAGCAGCAAACCUCGCUCAUGGUCCAGCAGAACCUCAUUCUGGAGAGCCUGGUGGAGCAGAGCCGGCGCCUGGCGGACAACGUGGAGCUGCUCAACAGAACGUUGGAAAAGCUCGUGGACAACAAGCAUCCUCGCAGAGAAAUGGUGCAUUUUGUACAAGACCGUAGCCCGGGGACACUUCCUCGCGCCACUGCCAGGGUAGCAUCUGGUGAGUCGGGGGUAACCGCUGGCGUCGACGUAUAUUCCGGCAUGAUCCUCAAAGUAGAAGAGGAGAUGUAAAGCUUUUCAAGCUGACAACGUCGAGCUAUGACUCUGACAUCAGAACGAUAUACUGUAUCGACGGUUAACUACACGUUCAAUUUUAAAAGGCUGUCCAUACCGGUUAGGUAGCAGGAACGUUUAUUCCCCUUAUACAAUGGAUACCCAGAGCCAUUUUUGUAGGUUGUGAGAUACAUUGUGCAUAUUUUCUAAUGGAUUUAUCGGUUUGUGAGAGAA
Molecule: messenger RNA, 2168 nt
Organism: Spea bombifrons (plains spadefoot toad)
Lineage: Eukaryota; Metazoa; Chordata; Amphibia; Anura; Pelobatidae
Gene: TSNARE1
Product: t-SNARE domain containing 1
Exons: 13
Coding region: 183-1952 (589 amino acids)
Biological process (GO): vesicle-mediated transport; intracellular protein transport; vesicle fusion
Cellular component (GO): endomembrane system; membrane; SNARE complex
Molecular function (GO): SNARE binding; SNAP receptor activity
Source: RefSeq, a predicted model, not a curated record